CACAUCAGAUUGCAUACACUGACAACAACAGUGUCAAACACAAACUAAACAACAAACGAAUAAGUACCCAUUAGUCCAUUUUCAUUUUCCCACAAAGAAUAAUUCACCUUUUCUCAUACAAAAAACCAUUUCUUGAUUGAUUGAGUUAGUGAUGGAAGAAAGACCAGAAACUGAACUAAUUUCAAUACCAGCAACACCACGUGCAUCAACACCUGAGAUACUAACACCAUCAGGUGUAAGGUCACCAAGGGGUGGACAUACAUCAACUGGUGGUGUAUCUAAAGAUGCUAAGUCAUGGACACCAACUUCAUUUAUUUCACCUAGAUUUUUGAGUCCUAUUGGUACACCAAUGAAAAGGGUGUUAGUUAAUAUGAAAGGUUAUUUAGAGGAAGUUGGGCAUUUGACCAAGCUUAAUCCUCAAGAUGCUUGGCUUCCUAUUACUGAGUCACGUAAUGGCAAUGCUCAUUAUGCUGCUUUUCAUAAUCUUAAUGCUGGUAUUGGGUUUCAAGCUUUGGUUUUGCCUGUUGCUUUCUCUUUUCUUGGAUGGAGCUGGGGAAUAAUUUCCUUAACUAUAGCUUAUUUCUGGCAACUCUAUACUUUAUGGAUCCUUGUUCAGCUGCAUGAAGCAGUUCCCGGGAAGAGAUACAAUAGAUAUGUGGAACUUGCGCAAGCAGCUUUUGGUGAAAGACUUGGGGUUUGGCUUGCUCUCUUCCCUACUGUUUACCUAUCUGCAGGGACUGCGACAGCUUUGAUUCUCGUAGGAGGUGAAACCAUGAAGAUGUUCUUUCAAAUUGUUUGUGGUCCGCUCUGUUCAUCGAAUCCUUUAACAACUGUUGAGUGGUAUUUGGUUUUCACUUCCCUCUGCAUUGUUCUAUCCCAACUCCCGAACCUGAACUCCAUCGCUGGACUCUCCCUCGUUGGAGCAGUGACAGCAAUCACAUAUGCCACUAUGGCGUGGGUCCUCUCUGUAAGCCAACCAAGACCACCUUCAAUUUCAUACGAACCCAUUUCAUUGCCUACCUAUACAGCUUCUCUCUUUUCUGUCUUGAAUGCCAUGGGUAUUAUAGCAUUUACCUUUAGAGGACACAAUUUAGUUCUUGAAAUUCAGGCAACUAUGCCAUCAACUUUCAAGCACCCAGCUCAUGUGCCAAGUUGGAAGGGAGCAAAAGUUGCUUAUUUCUUCAUAGCCAUGUGCCUGUUCCCUAUUGCCAUUGGAGGCUUCUGGGCUUAUGGAAACCUUAUGCCAUCGGGAGGAAUGCUAAGUGCCCUAUACGCCUUUCACAUUCACGAUAUUCCAAGAGGACUUCUCGCCAUGACAUUUCUCUUAGUCGUUUUCAACUGCUUGAGCAGUUUCCAGAUUUACUCGAUGCCAGCAUUUGACAGUUUUGAAGCUGGAUACACCAGCCGUACCAACCGACCAUGCUCAAUCUGGGUCCGUUCCGGUUUCAGAAUAUUUUUCGGAUUCGUUUCGUUCUUUAUCGGAGUGGCACUUCCGUUCCUGUCGAGUCUUGCAGGGUUGUUAGGAGGACUCACACUUCCAGUAACGUUUGCUUAUCCUUGCUUCAUGUGGGUCCUCAUAAAGAAGCCUACCAAGUAUAGCUUUAACUGGUAUUUCAACUGGAUCCUUGGAUGGUUAGGUGUUGCUUUUAGCUUGGCUUUUUCGAUCGGAGGAAUUUGGAGUAUGGUCAAUAAUGGACUUAAACUCAGGUUCUUUAAGCCCAGCUAAGAGAUGAAUAAGAAGUUUGGUAUGUAGACUUCUAUUUGCUAGUAGUUUGUAAUGUGUGUUUCUAUUCUAAGCUUGAGAAAAGGUGAAGUGGAGAAAGAAUGCGCCCGUGUUUGUCGAGUUGUUCCGGGUAGGGGGCGGGGUUGGGAAAGGAAAGGAAUAUGUAUAAAGCCAUAGGUACAGACAUGUUCUUGUUUGCUGCCUUUUGGAAUCUGGUGUUGUGUCAACUUGUGAAAUGCUCCAAUUUGAAGAAUAUAUAGAACCACUUGGCUUAAAAAAAAA
This is a messenger RNA of Lycium barbarum (goji berry), 2005 nucleotides long. Its product is annotated as lysine histidine transporter-like 8. Bases 152 to 1726 code for a protein of 524 amino acids. NCBI's taxonomy places the organism in Eukaryota, Viridiplantae, Streptophyta, Magnoliopsida, Solanales, Solanaceae. Gene Ontology annotation, cellular component: plasma membrane. The transcript has a single exon. The record is from RefSeq and is a predicted model, not a curated record.